Molecule: messenger RNA, 2232 nt
Organism: Nicotiana attenuata
Lineage: Eukaryota; Viridiplantae; Streptophyta; Magnoliopsida; Solanales; Solanaceae
Exons: 5
Coding region: 1-2232 (743 amino acids)
Biological process (GO): DNA integration
Molecular function (GO): nucleic acid binding
Source: RefSeq, a predicted model, not a curated record
AUGCGUAUAGCACUUCAAGCCAAACGGAAAUUAGGUUUUGUUACCGGAAUUUGUAGAAAGGAAUUAUUUGAUGUUGAAUUUCAUGAGUACUGGGAAACAUGCAAUGCGAUUGUCCUUUCAUGGAUAAUGAACACAAUUGCGCCGCAUCUAUUCAGCGGAAUUGUUUAUGCAUAUGAUGUGCAUCUUGUAUGGGAAGAUCUGAGGGAGCAUUUUGACAAGGUAAACAGAGUGCGUAUAUUUCAGUUACAUCGAGAAAUUGCAACAAUUUCUCAAGGAACGGCCUCUGUUUCUAUAUAUUUCACAAGGAUGAAAGAGCUAUGUGCAGAAUAUGAUGCAAUGGUACCUUCCCCAAAUUGUGGUUGUCCGAAAUCCAAGGAAUAUGUGGAGCAUUUUCUACAACAACGGCUGCUUCAGUUUCUCAGUGGAUUAAACGACUCAUAUGACCAGGCGAGGCGUCAAAUUCUCAUGAAAAUAACAGAACCAACCUUGAAUCAAGCAUAUGCAAUGAUUAUUGAAAGUGAGAGUCAAUUGACACCAACAUCUGGAGUUAAUUCCAUAGUAGAAGGGAAUGAUAUUACAGCACUAUGGAGUGCAAAAGGUGGACAACAGAAACCAAAAAGAAACUUCAAUCUAUUUUGUGAACAUUGCAAACUAAAAAGUCAUAUCAAGGAAAAUUGUUACCACUUGGUUGGUUACCACCCAAACUAUAACGGAAGAAAGAAGAAUGGGGCAUCUGCGAACGAUGUGAUGUCAUUUGGUAGACAACUGGACCAAAAUACUAAUGUGAUCCCUAGCCAGUAUUAUCCUGGGAAUUACAGUCCUGGAGUUUACAAUCAAGGAUAUAACACUAAUAGACAUGGAUGCUUUCCUGGUGAAGAACAUCGUGGUUCAAACCUCAUUAGUGGCGGAAAUCAAGGUUUGGAUCAGGGUCAAGGAAUAAUGAAUAAUGCUGCUAUAGGUCAAGGAGCAACAAGUAUGAAUGCAAUUCCAGCCCCCAUGGUAUUCACACAGGAACAAUAUAAUCAAAUCUUGAAGAUGCUGAACAAAGGUAACAAUACUAAGACAGAAGCAGCAGCUAAUGCAGCAGAUAAUGGUGCCACAAAUCAUAUGGUGGGAGACAGUGAUAUGUUAUCUACAGUAACUAAACGUGAGAAUCAGAAGGACCUUCACAAUGGGAAGGUGAAGGGGAUUGGUAGAAUGGAAGAGGAUCUGUAUCACUGGCACUCAAAGAAUAAAAGGACAUCAUCAAUUGUUCCUUCGGUGUUCCUAACAUUUAAUGCAUCAAUAAAGGUUUUUAGAAGUGAUAAUGGAACUGAGUUUUUUAAUUCUUUCUGCAAAGCUUUGUUCACUAAUGCAGGGAUCAUACACCAGAGUUCUUGUGUUCAUACUCCCCAGCAAAAUGGAGUAGUCGAACGAAAACACAUACAUAUACUUGAAGUGGCCAGGGCACUUAGAUUUCAAGCAGGGUUGCCUUUACGAUUUUGGGGUAUUUAUGUUGUUAAUGCUGUGUAUCUCAUCAAUAGGAUACCAUCACCAGUAUUGGGGAACAAAUCACCAUUUGAAGUUUUCUUUGGCAGAAAACCCAACUUGAGUCGUUUAGAUGUUGUUUUUAAGGAGUAUGUAUUUCCAUUCAAAUCAACUCAAACACUAAAUGCCAACAGGAUUCCUACAUAUCCUGCAUCUAUGCCACAUAUGGAUUCACCUUUAGAGUCAUCAUUUGUCCAAAAUAGUUCACCUUCAGUUCAAUCACCUUCUCCAACAUCUCCAGCACCCAUGUGUAGUCCAGAAUCGUCCCAUGUUGUACAAGAUACUCCUGAAACAACCAGUCCAUUACAGCUAUCACCUGGACAUUACACACAUUCCAGUGGUUUUGAAUUGCAUCAUACAUUACCUAAUACUUCUCCUACUGCUUCUCCUCCACAUCCCAGGAGAACUGGUAGAAUUUCUAGACCUCCUGGAUGGUUAAAUGAUUUUGUACAUGGUCCACUGCCCAGUACUCACACUUCAGCUUCUUGCGUUUAUUCGAUGUCUGAGUACAUGUCUUACACCUCUCUUUCAGCUUCUUAUCUUGAUUCUAUUUGCGACUAUUCUGUCAUCAAGGAACCAGAUUCCUAUUCAGAGGCUCUACAAGAUGAAAACUGGGUUGCAGCUAUGAAACAGGAGGUUCAAGCAUUACUUGAUAACCAUACACGGUCUCUGGUUGACUUACCUCCUGGUAAGAGGGCCAUAUGA